Molecule: messenger RNA, 1347 nt
Organism: Archocentrus centrarchus (flier cichlid)
Lineage: Eukaryota; Metazoa; Chordata; Actinopteri; Cichliformes; Cichlidae
Product: mitochondrial uncoupling protein 2-like
Exons: 8
Coding region: 252-1190 (312 amino acids)
Biological process (GO): transmembrane transport
Source: RefSeq, a predicted model, not a curated record
GCUCCAUUCAUUGUCUGAGACUCAGCGAUACAUUUGGUUAUUGUCCUUUGGAGAGGCUUUUCAGUGUUACACAUCAUAUCACGGAUUUGGAGUAUGAUUAUAUGUCUCAUUGCUGCUGAAAAAUCUUCUAUGGAAAAACAAGAAAAACAAUUUAUAGCCGGGACAAAGUUCAGCCAAAGGGACACCUUUAGAGAAUCCUGAUCUCUAAAUUUUCUGUGCCAAACUGCUCCAAUAAAGAAGAAUUGUGGAAAAUGGUUGGAUUCAGACCUGCAGAUGUGCCACCAUCAGCAGCUGUGAAGUUUGUGGGAGCAGGAACAGCAGCCUGCAUCGCAGACCUGCUCACCUUCCCCCUGGACACAGCCAAAGUGCGACUACAGAUUCAAGGAGAGGCCAGAGGCUCCAUUGCUACAGGGAGUGGCCCUACAGUGAAGUAUCGAGGAGUGUUUGGCACGAUUGCCACCAUGGUGCGUACUGAGGGUCCUCGGAGUCUAUACAGUGGACUGGUGGCGGGACUCCAGAGGCAGAUGAGCUUCGCCUCUGUCCGAAUUGGUCUCUAUGACUCUGUUAAACAGUUCUACACUAAAGGCUCUGACCAUGCAGGCAUUGGCAGUCGGCUGCUGGCUGGAUCUACCACAGGUGCCAUGGCAGUUGCUAUUGCUCAGCCCACAGAUGUGGUGAAAGUUCGCUUCCAGGCAAAGGCCAGAUCUCUUGGGCAUGCCAGGCGCUACUGCAGCACAGUGGAUGCUUACAAGACCAUUGCCAAGGAGGAAGGCAUUAGUGGUCUGUGGAAAGGUACCGCUCCAAACAUUGCACGUAAUGCUAUUGUUAACUGCACAGAACUGGUGACAUAUGACUUCAUCAAGGAUAUGCUUCUUAGGUCCACACCCCUGACAGAUAAUCUGCCCUGCCAUUUUGCUUCAGCCUUUGGUGCAGGGCUGUGCACAACAGUGAUCGCCUCGCCCGUUGAUGUGGUCAAGACAAGAUAUAUGAACUCUGCUCUUGGUCAGUACAGCAGCGUUCUCAGUUGUGCUGCUGCCAUGAUGACCAAAGAGGGCCCGUGUGCCUUUUACAAAGGGUUUAUGCCAUCUUUCUUACGCCUGGGCUCCUGGAAUGUGGUGAUGUUUGUCACAUAUGAGCAGCUGAAACGAGCCAUGAUGGCAGCAAAUCACAGCUGCAAAACAUUUCUGUAAUAGUUACUGUCUCUCAGUGGGCUCGUGUUUGACCACAGAUACACUGGCUUUAAUUUUUAUAACUGUCCAGCAUGUGCUUUUUUAACUGCUUACAGAAACAUUUUGACGGUAUGCAAAGUGUAAAGAAAAACAGAACAUCAUGAUUUGCCAAUAAAGA